Molecule: messenger RNA, 3025 nt
Organism: Spirometra erinaceieuropaei
Lineage: Eukaryota; Metazoa; Platyhelminthes; Cestoda; Diphyllobothriidea; Diphyllobothriidae
Source: the annotation of a GenBank genome assembly
AUGGUGCUCGCAGAAGUAGAGUUAUUCGAAGACGCAGUUCCCCUGGUUCGCAGCUGUCCAGCCCUCAACGAGAUUCGCGUUUCGGGAGAAUUCACAGACCUCAGCAUAGAGGUAGCGGUUACCGUUCUUUACGCGUAAAUUUGUGCAUGUUUGUUAGGUGAAGCAUGGCUCUGUUUUCAAUGUUCAUCGAAUAAUACUAGCGGCUCGUAUUCCGUCUCUGCGAGCUGCUCUCAGUGGUGCCCUCGAUAAGGACAAAUCGGUUCUAAAGUGGCCAACCAUGCCUCUAAAGUAAAAUCAUCCUCCUUCCUCUGAUUGUGCUCAUUGAUUAUGCAUUUUCUAGCCUCGCAAAUUCAGUCAUCCAGUAUGUGUAUACGGGGCAGUUGGAAAUGACGCAGACGAAUGUGGAGGGCAUAGUGCUCUUUGCGAAAAUGGUGAAACUGUCUGAUCUCGAGAAUCGGGCAGUGCAAUUCAUGGCCAAUAGGUAAAUAUGUGUCGGUUUUUUCUAACUGUCGGCUAUAAAGAGUGAAUUUAGAAAAUCUGGCAGCCACAUGGGACUUUGCCAAAUCUCUGGGCAUAGGAUCCCUGAUGGAGACUUGCCUCAGUCUGAUGAACGCGCAAUUUAAAAGUUUAGUCUCGAGUGACCUCUUUGUUCGCUUGCCAGCGGACACCGUGCUGACUUUGCUGCGAAACGAUAGUCUGUCAGUUGACUCUGAGGAGGACGUUUUUAUGGCCAUUUCAAGUUGGGUGGGUUCUGGCGGUAAAGAGGCCGAUAAUAAGAGGCUGAGUUUGCACGCUCCAGAGAUGUUAAAGGAGGUUCGUUGGUGUCAGACGACUAUCCAAUUCCGCAAUCGUCUAGUGGAUAAUCAUCCAAUGUUCCAGGAAAGCAACGACUGUCUGUAAGUACAUGCUGUUCCAGUUCGUCAGUUAUUUCAAAUGAAAGUCGUUUUAUGACUCAGGUGGAGCGGUGGAUGAGCAACGCAGACAAGGACAAGACUCCCUGUCCCUUCAACCGACGUUGGAGACUGCAUCCGACGAUCUUCGUAUUUGGACGCAGCAAAGGUCAGGACUGGUGGUCUGUUCUGCGUUUCGAUUCGCAGCUGGAAAAGGAAGAAAGGAUUGCUGACAUGGAGAAGCGUGAAUACGCCUCCUGCAGUGUCGUGGACGGUGAGUUGCCUGACAGUUACGCAUCCCCUCUUCUGCGCACCUGUCUUGUUUUCUUCUUUGUCGAAUUCGACCAUUUUGGCAGACUUUUGACACACACGCACACACGAUUUCGAUGAUGUCCACCGUGUGCCCCACAGCAGCAGUGGUGGGAGCAGGGACGGUGACUUACGCAGGGGUUUAUAGUGCCAGUAGACUUGCGUAACAUCUACCUACACUCUCUCCUCCUCCCCCGCCUGAGUCCAGUGUCAAGACAGAGUCAAGAAGACCGGAGACGGGGGAGGCCGCAGGUGGAUGGCUCGGACGGAUCCUCGCCUCGGCGCUCCACUCCGCACCGUCUGGUCCACACACAAAUGACCAGGAUUUUGACCACAAAACAAGGGGGUGGCGGCAGUGGUCCCGUUGAGCGACGAAUGCCGACAACAGGGUCCGCCAGCGCACCCCGCAAAUGUUGGCAUUUGUUAUUGCGCACGCCUCUGCUUUAGUAGACCUUGUACUUUAUUUUAUCCUAUCAUCCGCCUCAUCCAAGCCCUUUAUGAACAUUUUUUUCUACCCCACCCCACGGAAGAGAGCAUUUUCGUGGUUGGAGGAGACACUGCGCAAGUGAAGAACUCAGCGAGCGUCGAGGAGUUUCUGGUGGGAGAACAGCGCUGGCGCAAACGCGCGUCCCUCACUGUUGGACGCUCGUACCACGCAGCCGCAGUCGUAAGGGAAGCCGGAGGGGAGGCGCUUAUCGGCAUUUUCGGUGGACGCGGUAACCAUGGUCGCCUCGCCUCUUGUGAAGUCUACGACGUCUGUCAGGAGAGGUGAGAUCACACUCGUCCUAGCGCCUGCUUGUUGCCCCGUUUAUCUUACAAAAGUUUCCCUUUUUUGCCUUCUCACUCGUCUCCUUCCAAUACAGGUGGUUCAAACUACCCGAUCUGCGAGAGAAGCGGAGCGCCACAGCUGCAGCCUGCCUGCCCGGCGAUAGCCGAGUAUUCGUUUUUGGCGGUCGGAAUGACUCCUGCUGGCUGGCUUCCAUGGAGUUCUGUCAUUUGCAAGCAGGCUGGCGAGAAAGGGCGGCCUCGGCCAGCACGGAGGACUUUUGGCAGCCAGCCGCACCCAUGAGAACUGCACGAUCGGCGCUGGCAGCGACCCACUUUCGGGGGAAAAUCAUCGUCGCCGGGGGCUAUGAUGGUGAAAAAGAUCUGGACGUGGUGGAGAUGUUCUCACCCCCGGACGUCAGUUGUCCCCAGGGUCAAUGGACAGAGCUGUCCGGCAUGAAGGAACCCCGCUGGUCAUUCACGCUUCUCACCUCCACCGACGCCGUAUUUGCUCUCGGUAAUGAUGCCUCCUUCUGCUCCACCUUUGCUCUGCACUGACGCACAGUGUAACUGCAUUCCUUCUCCACUCUCCUAAUCUCUCUCUCCCUUGCAUACCAUUCCAUGACCUUUUCUACGUAUUCCAUUUUAUGAGGAGGAUUAAGACAUCCGUAUGAUGGCAACAAUGUGAAGAUGUGACUUUGCAUGGCGUACCGACUUCCUUUGCUAGAAUUGUGCUACAGAAUAGUUAAAGCCUCUCCUUAAUUGCUCGGUAUAUUGCUUAAUUUGUCUACUCGGAGAUUUUGUGAAACAGAUUUCUACUAGCUGUGUUGGGCAAAUCUUCUCCUAGUUUCUCUACUCACAUAUUUACUAAAAUAGCUUUUUAAUAGCAUUGUUCAAUUUUUGCAGGCUUUUUGCCCAGAUCACGAAACACGGUGGAGACUCUCACAGCUCCAGAUGGAUCAGUUGAUGACAGCAACGACUUGCCAUCUUGGACCUGGUCGUCCAAGAAACCACUGGAGUCGCUCGACUUUAUCGCUGGAGCUGCUAGCAUUGGCAUGUAA